GAGCCCUUCAGUCUGGACCCGGUGACUCUUGCCAUGGUUUCACAAAGAAGCUGUGACAAAAGCCACGAGUCUCAGAGGUUGAUUCAGGCAGCGUUUUUGAAAAAUGAAUUGUUGAAGAACCACGACGAAGGAGAAAUCAGAGCCAUCAUAGCCUGCAUGUAUCCCACCACCAUCAAUCAAGGCUGCUAUGUCAUCCAGGAGGGGACCAGCGGGGCUCAGGCUUAUGUUUUAGAAGAGGGGAGGCUGGAGGUGACAAAAGAUGGACAGAAGCUGCUUACAAUCGAGCCACAG
Messenger RNA from Seriola dumerili (greater amberjack), 291 nucleotides. Its product is annotated as cGMP-dependent protein kinase 1-like. The transcript has 3 exons. NCBI's taxonomy places the organism in Eukaryota, Metazoa, Chordata, Actinopteri, Carangiformes, Carangidae. The annotation marks the transcript as partial. The record is from RefSeq and is a predicted model, not a curated record.